CAACAUUGCGGUGUAUAUGUCAAGAUCGUAGUCAAUAAAAAUGGUAUCUUGGAGUGCUCUAGGCCGAUCUUUCGGCAUAAGUUUACUUAAAAAUCAAGGCACUAAGCCAAUCGUAGUCCAAAAUGUGAAACUAUCAACUAACAAAGCCCUCUUUGGCGGCCAUGAGCACAACACAAUGCCACUGCAGCCAUCAAGAUGGCAAUACAUCAAGUUCAAAGAUAUGUUCCACUACUACACCCUGGUGGGGCUGAUCCCUGUGGGGCUGAUCAUCUUCUACACGAACGUGUUCAUCGGGCCGGCGCAGCUGGAGCCGAUCCCGGAUGGUUACAACCCUAAGCACUGGGAGUACCACCGCCAUCCCAUCACGAGGUUUAUUGCGCGCUACAUCCACUCCAGCCCUCAGCAGGAAUAUGAAAAAUUCAUGCACUGGGUUGAUGAGGAACAGCAGAAGGUCAAGCUCCGUAAACUAGAGACAGAAAUCCAAGCCAAGAUGGCUGAACGUCAAGAUUACCAGGCAUACUACUACCGCCCCAUGGUCAACAAAUACCUCCGCAUUGAGAAGAAGAUCAGCGAAGAAAUGCAGGAGCGCAUCGGUGAUGACUACAAAGAUUAAGCAACUCAGUGAUGUUAGUAUAAUAGUUCAAGUGAUUUGUUACAUGUAGAUAAUAAACUAUUAAUUGUUGCUUAAUUUUCUGUUUCAAUGUGAAAUGGUGUCAUGAUUUGUAUGGCUCUCUAUUUGAAACAGGACUUCAAGAAUCUUAAAAACACUUAUAUAAAUGGUUGAGUAAUGCAUUAAAUUGGAUUGGAUUUCUACUUGCACAAAACCAUAGGGUUUUUUUUUCUCUCAAUCACAUUCUUAACAUAUUUCACAAUAAACAUGCAGUGAAAGACCAGACUGGUCUUUUAAAGUUUAUGCAAUAAGGCAUUUACUACAGCUAUAAGUAAAUUGGUCUGCUCGUAAGCUAUGUUGACUAAUUGAUGGGAUAUGUAUUCAUUGUAAUUUGAGUCCUGUUUAAUUUAGACAGUUUCGUACAUGCCUGGUGUAAAGGGCCUCCCAUCUAGUUUAUAUAUAUAUAGUCAGGUUUACUAUGACUUGUGUAACUUAAUUUAUGAGAUUUUGCAAUAAUUUGUCGAGUUUUGGGCAAAUAAAAAACUGCAAACAUA
Molecule: messenger RNA, 1164 nt
Organism: Cydia pomonella (codling moth)
Lineage: Eukaryota; Metazoa; Arthropoda; Insecta; Lepidoptera; Tortricidae
Gene: ND-SGDH
Product: NADH dehydrogenase [ubiquinone] 1 beta subcomplex subunit 5, mitochondrial
Exons: 3
Coding region: 41-613 (190 amino acids)
Source: RefSeq, a predicted model, not a curated record